AGGAGGAGCCAGGGAAGAGGGUUUCCAGAUCUGCCCCCACUAGAGGGCUCUGGGUUACAGCUCAAAGCAAGGCUGGGCUACUUCCUCUCUCUCUCCCUUGGCCACGAGUUUCCUGCUGUGAUCUGAUCAAGAGAUGACUGAACUUCCUGGGUUGGACAGGGCUGGUACAGCUAGGGAGAGGCUGAAGGAGCGCUACCUCUGGGCCCAGCCGAGAGUGGGGAACUGGCCUCCUAGGGCAGCCCUGGAACAACUCCUGCAGUCACAGACGGGUCUCAGGGAAAGGAAUUCCUCCACAGCCACUCCUUGGAAUCUGCCUUAGCUGGAGUGCACAGCGGCACCGACAGGCUGCAGGAGAACGUCCGUGUUUUGCUCCAGGUUGUUCCGUCCUCCCAGAGGGCAGGAAAAGGGAAUGGCUGCAGCAAAGGCAGUGACCUUCGAGGAGGUGGCUGUGUAUUUCACCGCGGAAGAGUGGGCUCUGCUGGACCCCGCUCAGAGAGCCCUCUACAGGGACGUCAUGCGGGAGAAUUAUGAGAAUGUGACCUGGCUGGGAUUCCCCAUCCCUAAACCUGACCUGAUCUCCCACAUGGAGCGAGGGGAACAGCUGUGGAUGCACCAAGCAGCAGGUGAUGGGAUGGCCAGUGAGAACGAGGAGGAGAAUCCUCAGCAGGGAGGCCCUGAGUUGGCAGAACCACACUGGACGUUCUCAGGAAGGUCCCAGGGGAGCGUUUGCCAGGGAGAGGCUAGCGAGCGUCAGGGCAGGUCGGAGGAGCAGUGGGGAAACCUGCCCGGGCAGAGAGAGGGUAAAUCCGCUCCUGAAGAGGGAUGUUUCAAGAAACUCAAACAGCUCCUGGACCUUAAGGGGAAGCAGAAGAGAGGGAAGGGAAAAGCAGGUGCUGAAUGUGGGCAGAACUCAGGAGAGAUGCUCCGUCUGGGAACCCACCUGGAAGUGGCAUCCCAUAGAUGCGGGGAAAGCCCCCAGCAGAACUCGGUGCCUCCACAACAUCAGAGCGCAGCCCUCACCAUCCAGCAGAGAAUCCGCUCAGAGCAGAAACCCUGCCAGUGCCUCGACUGCAGGAGAAGCUUUGUUCGGAGGUCGACCCCCAUGGCACAUCAGAGGCUCCACACGGGAGAGAGGCCCUACAAAUGCCCUGACCUGCAGAGGAAACCUUUCCCGCGUCCAGAAUCCAGGAAACGCUUUGCCGAGAGCUCGGCCCGGACGAAGCACCGGCAAUUCCACCCGGGAGAGAGUCCCUAUGCGUGCCUCGACUGCGGGAAAGGAUUCAGCCUACGUUUCAACCUUGCUAUGCACCGGAGGGUCCACACAGGCAAGCGCCCCUUUUUGUGUCCUGACUGUGGAAUGGGCUUCAACCGGAGAGCCAAACUCACUGUGCAUCAGAGGGCCCAUGAGGGGGAGCGACCCGACUGCGGGAAAAGCUUCGGCUGGCAGGCACCCCUGGAGCAGCCCGGGAGAGCCCAUUGUGGGGAAAAGCCGCGUGUCUGCGCCAGCUCUGGGAAAAGAUUCAUUGACGCCUUGGCCCUGAUUGAGCACCAGAGGGGCCACACGGGAGAGAGGCCUGACAGACACCACAAGGGCGGGAAAAGCUCCGACCUGGCCCAGCGCUCUCCGGCCCCAGAGGAGGGGCCGCGCUGCAAAGGCACAGCCCUGCCAAAACACCGGGCGGCAGAGAGACCCUACCACUGCCUCGACUGCGGCAGGACCUUCAGACGCGCCAACCUGCUCUCCCACCGGUGUGGCCACACGGACGAGCAGCCCUACAGGUGCUCGUACUGCGGGAAGAGCUUCAGCCUACGUUUCAACCUUGCGAUGCAUAGGAGAGUCCAUGCUGGCAAGCAACGCAAUCAGGGCCGGCUCUAGGUUUUUUGCUGCCCCAAGCAAAAAAAUUUUUGGCUGCCCCCCCAGCCCACCAGUCGCCCCCCCCCCACCCACACCCCCUGCCGCCCCAGCACUGGGCUCUCUCUUCCCCCCCCUGCCACCCCAGCACUGGGCUCCCCCCCAAACGUGGGAUCUGCUACCAGCACACGGCGGCCAAGCCCUGGCCCAGCCAUGACUCUGUCCCCAUGCGGUUGGAGCUGUGGGCUGCACGGAGUGGGAGUACUUCCAGGUGGCAGUGCGGCUGUGGGGCGGCGCGGAGAACACCGGCCCCCUCCCUGGGUCUUUGCGGCGCUGCUGGUGG
This is a messenger RNA of Chrysemys picta bellii (western painted turtle), 2195 nucleotides long. Lineage: Eukaryota; Metazoa; Chordata; Testudines; Emydidae. The record is from RefSeq and is a predicted model, not a curated record.